UUGGAUUUAUUUUAUCGCCGCAGUGGUUCAUAAGAAAAUAUCUAGGUUAAGAAGACGAUGGCUGGCGACGGCGAUUCAUUACGGUCCGAUGAGACGGCGAUUGAAUAUCCAGUGCAGAAGAAGCCAAAGAUAGAGGAAGCCAAAGCCACUGAUGAUGCGGAGGCGAAGGAAGAGGAAAAAGAAGAAGAAGAAGAGAGAGUGCCUAGUCAUUUAAUUCCCUUCAAUUUCCGCGGAAAGCUAAUCUACGAUGGCCUAUUCUUGGACGAACCCGAAUGUAAUAGACAGCGAGAUCUCUUUUACAAACAAUUUGAAGAGUCUGAGGGUUUUGAUGUGGACUGGGACAGCUUUGACUACACUUUUAAUGUUAUAAACUACGAUUGGGAUCCAGAUGUUGAUUGUAAACGAACCAAUAAAGAGCUGAUCGAACUGCUCAUACACUUAGCCAUUAAAGAACACGAUGAAGAAUAUGGAACACAACUUAAGUUUGUCGAAUACGUCAGUGCACUUCUAAUACCCUGCAAAGGUUAUAAUUUUCAUAUUACAUUUUUGGCCAUUGAUCUUAACUCAUCAAUUCAAGAGCCAAAAUCUUACCAAGCAAAGGUCUACAAGUUUCGCGAAGAGAUAUUUGUUAAAAUGGUCAGGGUCAAACCUACACAAUCAUGAAGUUUACCAGAGGUCAUUCUGAUCGAGACAGCUUCAAGCUGCAAUCACUCUUCCUUUUGUUCCAAAAAUUGUUGGUGGGAUGUUAAAGACUUUUUUUUUUCUUUCAUUCAGUUGUGUUGUGUACUUUAUUGUAAUCCAGUGUCUCCGGACAUAUUGCCUUAGAUCAAAUCUAUGACCUUACUUUGUUGGUCCUCUUUAUUAGUGUGAUGAUACUGAGUACAGUUUUAUCAUAGUUUUUUGUCUAUUUUUCUUAA
Capsella rubella is the source of this 917-nucleotide messenger RNA. RefSeq lists its product as uncharacterized. The transcript has 4 exons. Bases 58 to 663 code for a protein of 201 amino acids. The record is from RefSeq and is a predicted model, not a curated record. NCBI's taxonomy places the organism in Eukaryota, Viridiplantae, Streptophyta, Magnoliopsida, Brassicales, Brassicaceae.